UAUUAAUAUGGAAACGGAAGAGGAAGAGCCAGAACGUAAAUCGAAAACUGAAUAUUUUAAAAUAUUUGAAAGAAAUGUUUCAUUACCAUCUGAUAUACGAGACGUGUUAGUAGUAGGUGGGGGAAUAGCAGGUCUGACAUGCGCGUAUAAAUUAAUCACUACAGAUGAAAGCUUAAAUAUUCAAAUUUUGGAAGCAAACACUGUCAUUGGUGGUCAGGUUGGAAACACUAAACUUGGAGAUAUAGGUGGUAAAUGGUUUAGUGAUAAACAGCACCAUAUACGAAGUCUUAUGAAACAAUUAGGUGUACCAGUACAAAAGAGAGAAAUAAAGCGUCCUGACCUACAGCGCUGUUGGGAUAUUGACCAAGGUGUUCUCUCUUAUCUGGUAAAAUUCGAACUUAAUCGCUAUAUAGAUGAAUUGGAAUUAACUAUAGGUUAUUUUAGACCAGGCAGUUUUGAUGUGGAUCAUGAGUCCCGCUCAAUGUAUUCAAAUAUAUGUAAUCGACUUUUUUUCAACAAAUCACGGCUUUUUAUGUCCAAUGUAGUUAGAAUCGUUACUGGGGCAGAUGCGCGACAAGUUUCAUACCUGCACUUUAUGAGCAUCUGUUACACUUGUGGAGGACUUUUAAAUAUAAUAACUUUAUACUUUGAACAUCCUGAUACAUUGCUGGGGCUUCAAAGUCAACAAUUAUUUGAUCAACUUACUAACAAAAUGAAAUAUGUGAGAUCGGAGUUUAAUUGUAAAGUGACAUCAAUAAGACAGAAUAGACGUUGGGUUGAAGUAACAUGUGCGGAGCAACCAGAAAAAUAUAAUGCCCGAUUUGUUGUCAUAGCCAUUCCAUACAACAAAAUAAAUGAAAUCUCUUUUGAACCACCAUUACCAGAAGAAUUCACUCCACAUUGUGUGGAAACGAAACCACAUUUUAUUACAUGUUUCAUUGCAAAAUAUCCUGAUGGUCAUUGGCGUGAGAAAGGCUAUUCAGGAAGUUUUGUUAGCGGUGAUCCAUUUAUUAUUGGUUAUGAAUAUAAAAAAAAUUUAUACUCAGGCAUUAUAGUACAUGAAGAAGGUUUGGAGGAUUCACGAAAUGUAGUGCUGCAAGCACUUUCAGUACAUUUCGGACGAAAAAUGUUGAAACCUAUUGAAUAUCAUGAAAAGAUGUAUGAACUGACAUGCUUACCAUCUAAGCCAUUCACGAAACCAUUUAAACGCAUUAUUUGGUCAUCAUCUUCAACUUCUGCAACAUGGUAUCGCGGUUGUUUGGGCGGUGCUGUGCAAAGUGGCAUGCGAGCGGCAACAGAUGUUAUGUAUGCCCUCCGUCCUCAAAGGUUAUCUUACCAUCAUCUAUCUGAUGUUAAUCACCGAUGCCAUGAAUUCAAAAUCAGAGUAAGUGAGUAUGAAGUGAUGAAGAGUAAACUUAAUUUGUACAACGUUACCUAUUAUGGUCUCUUCGCUAGUUUUGUUGUAGUCUCGCUGGUAAAACUCUCCGGAAAAAUAAAAACAUAA
Molecule: messenger RNA, 1504 nt
Organism: Teleopsis dalmanni
Lineage: Eukaryota; Metazoa; Arthropoda; Insecta; Diptera; Diopsidae
Gene: shps
Product: putative flavin-containing monoamine oxidase AofH
Exons: 3
Coding region: 8-1504 (498 amino acids)
Molecular function (GO): oxidoreductase activity
Source: RefSeq, a predicted model, not a curated record